Messenger RNA from Astyanax mexicanus (Mexican tetra), 31505 nucleotides. RefSeq names its product piccolo presynaptic cytomatrix protein b (gene pclob). Gene Ontology annotation, molecular function: protein binding; metal ion binding; structural constituent of presynaptic active zone. Lineage: Eukaryota; Metazoa; Chordata; Actinopteri; Characiformes; Acestrorhamphidae. The coding region runs from base 381 to 28121 and encodes 9246 amino acids. The record is from RefSeq and is a predicted model, not a curated record. The transcript has 41 exons. Gene Ontology annotation, biological process: protein localization to synapse; presynaptic active zone assembly. Gene Ontology annotation, cellular component: cytoskeleton of presynaptic active zone; GABA-ergic synapse; membrane.
GGAAAAUUAUCGUUAGUGGUGGUGGUGGCAGUGCAGUAGCAGCCUGUGAACAUGGCCGAAGAGGACAAACCCACACUGAUGGAGAUGCGGAUUUAACAGCUUAACAGACACCCUGAUAUACUGCAGCCAGGUGGUCUUAGGUGGUCUCAACCUUUUGCUCUCUCAGGGCUAAAAUCAAGGGAAUGUGGUGGCAGAAGUGAGGGAUCUAUAAAACUGGAGAAGAAAGCCUCCACUGGACUCCAAGGCAACUGGAGCAAUACUACAUUGAUGCCCUCACUGCACCCCUACUGGCAAUUCGGGCCUCCGCACCAGUGAGGCCCCCCAUUCCAACCUUCCCCUCCCUUUAACCAGUUCCUAGAACCGUACACCCCUCCGACACCAUGUUCUCCUCCAACUUCUUGAGUGGGGGGAACCCACUGAGUGCCAUGUCUUCUGCAGUAAACAAGCUCAGUCUGUUCGGGGAUGAGAGCGAGGCUGGACAAGACAAACAACAGCACCAGCAGCCACAGCAGCAGCCGGGCCCCCUGAAGCCGAAAGCUGGUGAGCAGCAGGGGAACGGACAGCCUGCCUCACAAGGCGCUCCAAAGCAAAGCAGGCAGCAGCCCCCAGGAGGAGGUUCGGGUGGUUCUGGUGGUCCUCAGCAGCAAAGAAUGGGCAGAGGUGGACCCCAGCAGCCAGGAGCUGGCAGAGGCGGCCCCCAGAAACAAGGCGCUGGUAGGGGAGGUCCACAGCAACCAGGAGUGGGCAGGGGAGGGUCUCCACAGCAGGGAAGGGGCAGGGGUGGACCUCAAGGGCCUGGAGCCCACCAAGCAGAACCGGCUGCUAAAGUGGGGGGGAAGUCACUCUGCCCAAUCUGCAAAAACACAGAACUCAAUUUAAAAUCCAAGGAACCACCCAACCAUAACACCUGCACACAGUGUAAAUCGGUGGUCUGCAGCAUGUGCGGCUUCAGUCCUCCAGAUGCAGCAGCUAAGGAAUGGCUUUGCCUCAAUUGCCAGAUGCAAAGAGCUCUUGGAGGUGCAGAACCCCCUGGACCCCCCAUGAUGAAACUACCAUCUCAGCCUAGCAAAGCGCCCACACCAUCCCAGCCCCCUGGAAAGCAAAGUCCCUCCCCAGCACAAAAGAAAGACCCACCUCAGAACAAAGGGUUACCUCCAUCGGCCAACCAGCAAACCAAACCUACAGAAGGUCAGAAACCACCAGACAAGAUCAGCUCAGCUGCAGCAAAACAAGCUACUGGUGCUCCUGCAACCCCACCAUUACAACAAAAGCCAUCUCAGCAACAGACAGCAAAAACUAACCCAUCCCCUGCCAAGCCUGACCCAUCACUAAAGGCUGAACCCCAUGAGGAACAAUCAGGUUUCUUUGGUUUUGGAUUUGGUGGUGCCCGAUCUCGAUCACCAUCUCCUCAGCCUUCUGCUUCUGCUGUUUCUGGAAAGGUUUUAGGUUUUGGUUCCUCGUUCCUCAGCUCAGCAUCUAAUCUGAUCUCUUCAGCUGUUCAGGAUGAGCCUUCUAAAUCACCCUCAUCAUCGCGUAAAGGCUCAUCUGUUUCCCAGACCUCUAUUAAUACACCUCCUGCAUCUCGCAAAGGAUCGGAACCUUCGAAGGACUCCUCCAAACCUCCUGCAACCCAAAAACAAGAAGAGAAGAAGCCACCAGAGCAAAAGAAACAGGACGACAUGCAGCCAACCAAAGCAUCUGUAGCCCAAGCAAAGAAUCCCACCUCUUCUCAAGCUCCAAAAGUAAACCCAGGCAGUCCAAAAGCCCUCCCCAAAGCCUGCCUGAUCUGCAAGGUGGAACUCAAGAAAGAUCCUCCUAACUACAGUUCCUGCACUGAGUGUAAAAACAUUGUGUGCAAUCAAUGUGGUUUUAACCCAACGCCUCAUCAGUCAGAGGGAAAACGUUGGGUUUGUCUAAACUGCCAGACACAGCAAGCAUUAAAAGGAGUAGAACCAGAAGGACCUCAAUUAAUGAAACCCAAACCACAGCCCAGUGAAGCCACCACACAAAAGAAUGAUCCUCCCAUAGAUCCCACACAGAAACAAUCCACAGCCCAAAUUACGAAGACCAGCUCUGCCAACCAGAAAGUUACCCAGAAAGACGAUACUCCCAAACAACAGCCCAGUGUAACAGGAGCAAAACAGACUAACCAUCAAAAGCCUCCUGAUCAGCAGACAGCAAAGGCCGUCCCUCCCCCAGCCAAGUCUGAACCAUCCUCAAAGGAAAAGCCUCCCCAGGAGGAGUCUAGUUUAUUCGGUUUCGGUUUUGGUGGUGCACGAUCUCGAUCACCAUCUCCUCAGCCCGCUGCCUCGGCUGUUUCUGGAAAGGUUCUAGGCUUUGGUUCCUCCUUGUUCAGCUCAGCUUCUAAUCUGAUCUCUUCGGCAGUUCAGGAUGAGCCUUCCACCACACCACCAACCUCCCGUAAGGGUUCCUCAGUGUCCCAAAGCUCUGCCAAUGCAACCAGCACACCUCCUGCAUCACGCAAAGGUUCUGCAGCAUCAGCUGCCAAACUCUCAUCAACAGGGACAGAGACUACCCCCUCAUCAGCUGCACAGAAGGAGAAGCUAAACGAACAGAAAGCCAAGGAACCUUUAUCUCAGUCGAAGAUGCCACAGCUCUCCUCACACAUGCCAAAACUAGAAAAAGAUGCUCACCCUCUCCCCAAAGCUUGCCCACUCUGCAAAGCUGAGCUUAAAAAGGAUCCUCCUAACUAUAACACCUGCACUGAAUGCAAGAAGACUGUUUGUAACCUUUGUGGAUUCAACCCUAUGCCUCAUCAAACUGAGGUGCUAGAGUGGCUUUGCUUGAACUGCCAGACACAAAGAGCCCUCAGUGAUGCCUCAGUGGGUUCAAAGAAAACCUCUGGGCAACCAGUGUCUUCAGGAAAGACGGGAACAGCUCCAUUAUCACAGCCGACAUCAGCUCCUGUGGUGGAUCCUACAAAGAAAUUAGCUAAUCCUAAAGUAGGGGCCCCACAAGGGGAAGACAAGAAAGUUGGCAUUGCUCAGAAGUUACAAGACCAGCAAACUAAGGCGCCAAACGGUACACCCCCUGCGCACAAACCUCAGCAGCAAGAAACUGGGAAAUCUCAGGUAGAGGCAGCAAAGACAGUCAAAUCAGAAACCCAGGAAGAGUCAGGAUUCUUCGGUUUCGGUUUUGGUGGCGCUCAAACUCGACCCCCAUCUCCUCAACCUGCCGUCUCGGCUGUUUCUGGGAAAGUUCUAGGCUUUGGCUCAUCCUUCCUUAGCUCAGCGUCCAAUCUGAUCUCAUCGGCUGUUCAGGACGAGCCUUCCACAACUCCGCCAACCUCUCGCAAGGGUUCAUCAGUUUCCCAGACUUCAUCCAAAACAACACCACCUGCUUCUCGUAAGGGUUCAUCAGUUUCCCAGACAUCUCACAAGCCUGAAACAGCGGCCCCCACGCCAGCUACUUUUCAAAAAGGUACUGAAGCUUCCCAGGAUGUAAAGAGAAUACCACAUGCAAAUCAGAGUAAACCAAACGUCGAUCAACAAACAGAAGAAAAGAAGGUCCAGGAACCACAGCCAACCAAAACACCAUUACCACAAGCUAAGAAGCUACCUAAUUCCUGUCCACUUUGCAAAACAGACAUCAAGAAAGACCCCCCUAACUACAACACCUGCACUGAAUGCAAGAGUAUUGUGUGCAACCUUUGUGGAUUCAACCCUGUGCCACAUCAAACAGAGGUAAAGGAGUGGCUCUGCCUAAACUGCCAGACAAAGCGAGCGUCACAAGCAUCAUCUGUUCCGCCCCAGUCACAAGCUAAGAAAACCCCUCCACCCUCAUCCCCUCAAAAAAAGGACACCGCUGCUAUGGAAGCCCCUCAAAAGAAGGGAGGGCUUUCUAAUGAAACUGUUAAAAAAGGCCAGGAAACUGCUGCAGCAAAGCAACCAUCUGACACAUCUGCUGGAGUUGAUGGGAAGCAGCUGAAUGCUACUCCCACGCAACAGCUCAAUCCCCAGCAGCCAACCAGUCAAAAGGAUGAUAAGCCUCAAAAUCAGACAUUGAAAGGUCAACCCUCUUCUGCCAAGACUGAAAACCCUCAAGAAAGCUCAGGCUUCUUUGGGUUUGGUGGAGCUCGAUCUCGAUCGCCAUCUCCACAACCUCCUGUUUCUGCUGUUUCUGGAAAGGUCCUAGGUUUCGGCUCAUCUUUGUUCAGCUCAGCGUCAAAUCUGAUCUCAUCAGCUGUUCAGGACGAGUCUUCUACAACAACGCCACCGACGUCUCGUAAGGGUUCACAGGUUUCUCAGAGUUCCCUUAAGACAAGCACCCCACCCUCUUCUCGAAAAGGCUCUGCAGUGUCUCAGUCAUCUCUCAGAACCACCCCACCACCUCCAACUUCACGAAAGGGAUCUGAAACAUCCGAAGAUGCUCAGAAUAAACAACCACAGCCCCAGCCAAAUCAGGACCACAAACAGGAGAAGACAAAGCCAGUAACUCUGCAGGGAAAAGAGCCAUUAAAAGGAGCUGAAUCCAAACCAGAGCCCUCAAAAGUUCAGGCUGUUCCCAAAGAUUGUCCACUCUGCAAAGUGGAUCUCAAGAAAGACCCUCCCAACUACAACACCUGCACUCAGUGCAAAAGCAUCGUUUGCAUGCAGUGUGGGUUCAAUCCCAUUCCACAUCAAACAGAGAUGAAGGAGUGGCUCUGUUUGAAUUGCCAAAUGCAGCGAGCUUCAGCAGGUCCCCCUACACCACCACAAGCUAGCAAGGUCCCUCCAUCAGUAACACCACAGAAGAAGGAGAUUUCAGGUCUAGAAAAGGAUAAGAAACCACUUGUUGAUGGAAGACCAGAAGAAAAACAAGCUGCAGCAGAGAAAAAGCAACCCUUGACUGUUCCUACAACAAAACAGGCUCAGAAUCAAAAACCUGAGCAGCCCCAGCAGAAAAAAGCUGGAGUUUCUGAACCUCCUCCCAAAGAGGAAUCGGGCUUCUUCAGCUUUGGCUUUGGGGCACGAUCUCGGUCACCAUCUCCCCAGCCUCAGCCUCUUGCUGUUUCUGGAAAAGUAAUUGGUUUUGGAUCCUCUUUCCUGAGCUCUGCAUCUAAUCUGAUAUCUUCAGCUGUUCAAGAUGUGCCAUCUACAACACCUCCAAUUUCACGCAAAGGCUCUACCAUUUCUCAAACCUCUGAAAAGACAGCCCCAACACCUCCGACUUCCCGUAAAGGUUCUGAGGCUCCUCAACCACCUCGGAAGCUCAGCUCCACACCACCUGCUGCCCAAAAGGGAUCCUCCCAGGACUCUCCAAAAAUGAACCCAAAGAACAUAACAAAACCACCCACUGAUCAGAAUCAGGAGGUCAAAAAACCUACACCAACACCUGGGCCCAUUCCAAAGGGCACAGCACCUCCAUCAGAUACUAACAAAACAUCAGCAACUACUCAGCCUCUUCCCAACAACUGCCCACUCUGCAAAGUGGAAAUUAAGAAGAAUCCUCCCAACUACAACACCUGCACUGAGUGCAAGAACGUAGUUUGUGACCUUUGUGGAUUUAACCCAACACCAGACCAGACAGAGGUCAAGGUGUGGCUCUGUCUGAACUGCCAGGUGAAGCGAGCAUCAGGACCACCUAAUCCAGCUCCGCCUCAACCGGUCAAAGCACCACCAUCGCAACCAUCACCACCACAAAAGGAGGUUCAAGCUCAAGGUCCCUUGCAAAAACCUUCUCAAAAUCAGGAAUCGAAAGCCGCUCCUCCAGAGCAGAGAUCAAAAGGUGACGGACCUGCAAAACCUACUCCUCCACAAACCGAACCCUCGAAAGAGGAGUCAGGCCUUUUUGGUUUUGGUUUCGGUGCUGCUCGAUCUCGCUCCCCAUCCCCACAGUCUGCUGCCUCUGCUGUUUCUGGGAAGGUUCUCGGCUUUGGGUCGUCCUUCCUCAGUUCAGCAUCUAAUCUUAUUUCUACAGCUGUCCAGGAUGAGCCUUCCAAAACCCCUCCGACGUCUCGUAAAGGUUCCUCAGUUUCUCAAGCUUCGGUUAAAAGUCCAACACCACCAGCUUCUCGCAAAGCAUCUUCAGUUUCGCAAACCUCUGAGAAGACUCCCUCAGUCUCUAAAGAGCUGUUAAAGGAAACAAAACCUGGGGAGAAAAAAGCAGUGGAACAGGCCACCAAAGGACCCUCCGCUCAAGAGAAAAAAGAUGCAUCAGACCUCCCAAAUGCCUGUCCACUGUGCAAAGAGAAAAUCAAACAUGUUUCAAAUGUUAGCACGUGCACUUCUUGCAAGAGUGUUGUGUGCAAUUUCUGUGGAUUUAAUCCAACACCGGAGCAAACUGGGGUAAAGGAGUGGCUUUGUUUGAACUGCCAGGUUCAGCGAGCAUCAGAACCUCCACCUUCACAAACCCAAGCUAACAAAGUAGCUCCACCAGUAUCCUCGCAGAAGACUUCAGAUAUUCCCCAAAAGAAACCAAGUCACCCAGUAGAUGCUACAAAGCAAGAUCAGAAACCAGCUGCAACUGUGCAACCAGUUGCUUCAGAGAAGAAAACAAAUUCAGAUUCCACACAGCAAGAUCAGGCACUUUCUGUUGCUGGGAAACCAGAUGAGUCCCAGAAACCCACUUCCCCUCAAUCUGCACCAAAGCCUUCUACUGCAAACCCUCCUCCGAAAGAGGAGCCAGGCUUUUUUGGUUUGGGGUUUGGUGGUACAAGAACUACAUCAGAUUCAGCCUCUGCUGUUUCUGGAAAGGUUCUAGGUUUUGGGUCAUCAAUCAUUAGCUCUGCAUCUAAUCUGAUUUCUUCAGCAGCUCAGGAUGAGCCCUGUACAACACCACCAGCAUCCCGUAAGGGCUCUGCUGCAUCCCAGACAUCUGCAAAGAAUGCUCCAGUGCCACCAGCUUCUUCACAGGGAUCAGAUUUACAAACCGCUCCAAAACCCACCUCCUCUGAGGAGACAAAAACACCUGCUCUUCUCAAAAAGGAAGAAAAGAAAUCUGCAGAUAAAGCACCAAAUGCUCAGUCUGCCAAAGCACCAUCUGCUCCAGCGAAAGAGGAUGAAAACUCAUCAAAAGUCCCCAGAAAUUGUCCACUUUGCAAGGAAAAAUUCAAAGAUGAACCUCCGAACUUUAGCACUUGCACUUCCUGCAAAGCCACUGUGUGUAACUUGUGUGGAUUCAACCCCAUGCCUCAUCAGACAGAUGUGAAGGAAUGGUUGUGUUUGAAUUGCCAAAUGAAGCAAGCACCAGUACCCCACCCUGCACAGCCUAAACCUGAGGAAAGCAAAGCACCACCACCAGUACCAAAGAAGGAUGUUCCAGCUCCAGAUCCACAGAAAGAUGAGAAACCUUCUGCACCUGAUAAAGCAAAAGACAAGCCAGGUUCAACAGAGCCCCAGAAACCUACAACUCCAGCAGCACAGAAACCUUCUCUUACUCAGUCUGCUCCUCCACAAAAACCUGAGCCUAAAGAAGAGCAGUCUGGUUUCUUUGGUUUUGGUUUUGGUGGUGCUAGAUCUCGAUCACCAUCUCCUCAGCCUGCUGCUGCCACUGCUGUUUCUGGGAAGGUUCUAGGCUUCGGCUCAUCCUUGUUUAGUUCUGCAUCUAAUCUGAUCACCUCAGCUGUUCAGGAUGAGCCCUCCACGACACCACCAACCUCCCGCAAGGGCUCUACAAUAUCGCAGAGUUCUGUAAAGACUGCUCCAACUCCACCUUCCUCUCAAAAGGGAUCUGUAGCACAGAAACAAGAGGAAAAGAAAGUUUUAGAAGAUAAAUCAAAAGAGCAGGUGGCGAAGGCCCCAGUUUCACUUGUUAAAAAGGAUGCCCCUCCAUUAGAUAUUCCCAAAGCUUGUCCACUCUGUAAGGCUGACAUUAAGAAGGAUCCUCCUAACUAUAACACCUGCUCUGAAUGCAAGAACACUGUGUGUAACCUAUGUGGAUUCAGCCCUGUUCCACAAACUGAGGUGAAGGAGUGGCUGUGUUUGAACUGCCAGAUGAAAAGGGCCCAAGAACCUUCUCCUGCACAGCUUCAAACACAGGCUAAGAAAUUUCCUCCACCAGCAUCACCACAGAAGGAGACUCCAACUCCUGGUUUUCCAGAGAAGAAGCCAAGUGCUCAGGUAGAAACUACAGUGAAAGAUGAGAAACCAUCUGUGGCUGCAAAACCAGAGGACAAGCCUCAUCCUGUUGUGGAGUCCCAGAAAUCCACUACUGUUCCCACUACACAACAACCUGCUCGAGAAGGUCAGAAAGCACCAGAACAAAAGCCAACUCAACCGCAGAUAGCAAAAGCUGUCCUAUCCCCUGCCAAGUCUGGACCAAAGGAGGAAUCAGGACUCUUCGGUUUUGGAUUUGGUGGUGCCAGAUCGAGGUCGCCAUCUCCUCAGACUGCUGCUUCUGCUGUUUCUGGAAAGGUUCUCGGUUUUGGCUCCUCUUUUCUUAGCUCUGCAUCUAAUUUGAUCUCCUCAGCUGUUCAGGAUGAACCAUCCACCACACCACCAACCUCUCGGAAGGGUUCUUCAGUAUCUCAGAGUUCUGCAAAGAAUGUUCCAACACCACCUGCUUCACGAAAGGUAUCUGUAGCACAAAAACAAGAGGAAAAGAAACUUCCAGAAGAGCAGGCGGUAAAAGCACCAGUUUCUGUUGAGAAAAAGGGUGAACCUCUCAAAGAACCUCUUGGAAAUUGUCCACUUUGCAAGGUUGAGCUUAAGAAGGAUCCACCUAACUAUAACACCUGCACUGAAUGCAAGAACACUGUGUGUAACCUUUGUGGAUUCAGCCCUGUUCCACAAGAUACUGAGGUAAAGGAGUGGCUGUGUUUGAACUGCCAGAUGAUGAGAGCCCAAGGACCACCUCCUGCACAGCCUCAAACACAGGCUAACAAAGUUCCUCCAUCUGCGUCACCACAGAAGAAGGAGGCUUCAACUCCAGGCCUUCCAGAAAAGAAGCCAACAGCUACAGUAGAGGCUGCAGUGAAAGAUCAGAAACCAUCUGUGGCUGCAAAACCAGAGGAAAAGCCUCUUCCAGUAGCUGAGUCCCAGAAAUCCACAGCUGUUCCAUUAACACAGCCAUCUGCUCAAGAAGGCCAAAAGGCACCAGAACCAUCCAUCCAAAAAGAUGCCAGUGCAACUCUACCUUCAGAACAAAAGCUAGCUCAACAGCAGACAGCAAAACCUGGCUCAUCCCCUGCCAAGUCUGGACCACCGCCAAAGGCUGAACCACCACCAAAGGAGGAAUCAGGACUCUUUGGGUUUGGAUUUGGUGGUGCUCGAUCGAGAUCACCAUCUCCUCAGACUGCUGCUUCUGCUGUUUCUGGAAAAGUUCUAGGGUUUGGCUCCUCUUUUCUUAGCUCUGCAUCUAAUUUGAUCACAUCAGCUGUUCAAGAUGAAAAAUCCACCACACCACCAACCUCUCGGAAGGGUUCUACAGUAUCUCAAAGUUCUGCAAAGAAUGUUCCAACACCACCUGCUUCACGAAAGGGAUCUGUAGCACAGAAACAAGAGGAAAAGAAAGUUCCAGAAGAGCAGGUGGCAAGGGCCCCAGUUUCUCUUGAGAAAAAGGGUGAACCGCUCAAAGAACCUCUUGGAGAUUGUCCACUUUGCAAGGUUGAGCUUAAGAAGGAUCCACCUAACUAUAACACCUGCACUGAAUGCAAGAACACUGUGUGCAACCUUUGUGGAUUCAGCCCUGUUCUACAAGAUACUAUGGUAAAGGAGUGGCUGUGUUUGAACUGCCAGGUCAAGAGAGCUCAGGAACCUCCUCCUGCACAGCCUCAAACACAGGCUACCAAAGUUCCUCCACCAGCAUCACCACAAAAGAAAGAGUCUACGACCUCAGAUGUUCCACAGAAACAGCCAAGUGCUCCAGCAGAGACUACAGAGAAAGAUCAAAAACCACCCAUGGCUGCAAAACUAGAGGACAAGCCUGUUCCAGUAGUGGAUUCCCAGAAAUCCUCUGCUAUUCCCUCUACACAGCUGCCUGCUCCUGAUGGUCAAAAAGCACCAGAACCGUCUAUCCCAAAACAAGCCAGUGCAACUCAAUUACCAGAACAAAGGUCAGAUCAACAGCAGGUGGCAAAAACUGGUCCAUCCCCUGCCAGGUCUGGAGAACCGCCAAAGGCUGAACCACAAAAGGAAGAGCCAGGUCUCUUUGGGUUUGGAUUUGGUGGUGCUCGAUCUCGCUCACCAUCUCCUCAGACUGCUGCUUCUGCUGUUUCUGGAAAGGUUCUUGGUUUUGGCUCCUCUUUUCUUAGCUCUGCAUCUAAUUUGAUCUCAUCAGCUGUUCAAGAUGAAAAAUCCACCACACCACCAACCUCUCGGAAGGGUUCUACAGUAUCACAGAGUUCUGCAAAGAAUGUUCCAACACCACCUGCUUCACGAAAGGGUUCUGUCGCACAGAAACAAGAGGAAAAGAAAGUUCCAGAAGAGCAGGUGGUAAAAGCACCAGUUCCUCUUGAGAAAAAGGAUAAACCUCUAAAAGAACCUUUUGGGCCUUGUCCACUUUGCAAGGUUCAGCUUAAGAAGGACCCACCUAACUAUAACACCUGCACUGAUUGCAAGAGCACUGUGUGUAACCUUUGUGGAUUCAGCCCUGUUCCACAAGAUUCUGAGGUGAAGGAGUGGCUAUGCUUGAACUGCCAGAUGAAGAGAGCCCAAGAACCUCCUCCUGUGCAGCCUCAAACCCAGGCUAACAAAGUUCCUCCACCAGCAUCACCACAGAAGAAAGAGGCUCCAACUCCAGGCCUUCCAGAGAAGAAGCCCAGUGUUUCAGUAGAGACUACAGUGAAAGAUCAGAAACCAUCUGUUGCUGCAAAACCAGAGGAUAAACCUGUUCCUUCUACUCCUCUUCCUGCUCCAGGAACUCAAAAAGCACCAGAGCAGACCACUGCUAUUGCAACUCCACCAUCACAACAAAAGCCAGUUGAGCAGCAGAGAGCAAAAGCUGGACCUUCCCCUGCCAAACCUGGACCACCGCCAAAGGCUGAACCACAAAAGGAGGAAUCAGGACUCUUUGGGUUUGGAUUUGGUGGUGCUCGAUCAAGAUCACCAUCUCCUCAGACUGCUGCUUCUGCUGUUUCUGGAAAAGUUCUCGGUUUUGGCUCCUCUUUUCUUAGCUCUGCAUCUAAUUUGAUCUCAUCAGCUGUUCAGGAUGAACAAUCCACCACACCACCAACCUCUCGGAAGGGUUCUACAGAAUCUCAGAGUUCUGCAAAGAAUGUUCCAACACCACCUGCUUCACGGAAGGGAUCUGUAGCACAGAAACAAGAGGAAAAGAAAGUUCCAGAAGAGCAGGUGGUAAAAACACCAUCUUCUGUUGAGAAAAAGGGUGAACCUCUCAAAGAACCUCUUGGAGCUUGUCCACUUUGCAAGGUUGAGCUUAAGAAGGAUCCACCUAACUAUAACACCUGCACUGAAUGCAAGAAUACUGUGUGCAACCUUUGUGGAUUCAGCUCAGUGCCUGAGCAAACAGAGGUAAAGACAUGGCUGUGUUUGAACUGCCAGAUGAAGAGAGCCCUAGGAGCACCACCUGCACAGCCUCAAACACAAGCUAACAAAGCUCCUCCACCAGCAUCACCACAGAAGAAGGAGGCUCCAGUUACAAAUGUUCCACAGAAGCAACCAACUGCUCCAGUGGAAUCUACAGUAAAAGAUCAGAAAGCAGCUAUGACUGCGAAACCAGAAGAGUCCCAGAAAUCCACUGCUGUUCCCUCGACACAACAACCUGUUCAACCCCAAAAGGUUGAGCCAUCAAAAGUGGAGUCAAGUUUCUUUGGAUUUGGUGGUGCUCGAUCCCGGUCGCCAUCUCCUCAGACCGCUGCUUCUGCUGUUUCUGGAAAGGUUCUCGGUUUUGGCUCCUCUUUUCUUAGCUCUGCAUCUAAUCUGAUCUCCUCAGCUGUUCAGGAUGAACCAUCCACCACACCACCAACCUCUCGGAAAGGUUCUACAGUAUCUGAAAGAAUCCCUCCAACACCACCUCGCAGGGCAUCUGUAGCACAAACGAAAGAGGAAAAGAAAGAAACUCAAUCAGACCAGCCGAAGGUGUCACCUUCUCCUGUGACAAAAGAUAAGCCUCUCGCACAGCCUCCUAAAGCUUGUCCACUCUGUAAGGCUGACCUCAAGAAGGAUCCUCCCAACUAUAGCACCUGCACUGAGUGCAAGAGCACUGUGUGUAAUCUGUGUGGAUUUAGCCCCAUGCCGCAACAAACGGAAGUAAAGGAAUGGCUAUGUUUGAGCUGCCAGGUGAAGCGAGCACCAGGUGUUCCACCAGUGCAGGCUCAGCAGCAGCCUACCACAGUGCCUCAACCAGCAUCACCAGUAAAGAAAGAGGUAUCUGCUGCUGGGAAACCAGCAGUCAAACCUGCUCCAAUAGACACCAAGAAAACCAUUGAAUCUGCUCCACCACCAAAAUCUGCAAAGGAGACAAAGGAAGAGUCAAGCUUCUUUGGUUUUGGUUUCGGGGGCCCUCGAUCUCGGCCAUCAUCUCCUCAGCCUGCUACUUCUGCUGUGUCUGGGAAGGUUCUAGGUUUUGGCUCAUCUUUGUUCAGCUCGGCAUCUAAUCUGAUCUCUUCGGCUGUUCAAGACGAGCCCUCUCCUGUGCCUCCCAGUCCCCGUAAGGGUUCUACAGCAUCGGUGAAGGGGGCACCAACUCCCCCUGCUUCUCGAAAACAGUCUGUAGAGCCUGACAAAGUCCUGAAAGGUACCAAAACUAAAACUUCAGAAGAGACAAAGCCUUUAGCUACAAAGAAAGCAGAUGAAAAGGCAGCGGGUGAAGCUACAAAAGUGUCGGCGCCUUCUAAGGCACAGCAUGUAACCUGUCCACUGUGUAAGCAGGAGCUUAAUGUGGGCUCAAAGGAAGACCCCAACUACAACACAUGCACAGAGUGCAAAAACAUGGUGUGUAACCUCUGUGGAUUUAACCCAGUACCACAUCAGACUGAGGUUUGUGAAUGGCUUUGCCUAAACUGUCAAACACAGAGAGCAUUAAAGGGAAUGGAACCUUCAGUUACAAAGCCACAGGCAAAACCAGAUACUGUCUCCACCUCAAUACCGCCUCCAAGUAGUGUAAAGGAUGCAGAUGAACCCAGUAAAAAGGAGCCUCCUCAGGUUCAGCCGAGUGCAGCUACUGUAGAUGAAAGUAAAGCCCCAGUUCUACCCCUUGUCCAAAAGGAGGAUAUUUCAAUUACAACUAAAGCAAAAGAGGCUGCACCCAAAGAAGAAGCACCCAAGGAAAUUCUGCCUCCUGCUGCUAAAGAGAAGGUUUCCGCACCAGUGUCUGCAGUGGAGGAUCAAAAGCCUGCAGGUCCUCAGAAACCUACAACUGAGCUUGAAACUGGCACAGAAAUUGACAAAGUUCUGAAAGAGCCUGAUAAAUCCGAAGCCAAACCGUCACUACCAGAAUCAGAAACCCCGAAGCAGGAGUCAGGUUUCCUUGGGUUUGGGUUUAGCAAUACUAAACCUCAGCCUGCACCAUCCAAGCCAUCUGAGACAGGCACCACUGGGAAGCUCUUUGGCCUUGGUGGUUUGACAGAGAAACCAUCAGCCCAGUCUGUCUCUGCUGUUUCUGGGAAGGUUCUUGGGUUUGGAUCCUCCAUCUUCAGCUCAGCAUCUAAUUUGAUCUCCUCGGCUGUGCAGGACGAGCCUCCUACAACACCACCACCAAGUUCCCGAAAGGGUUCGGCAGUUUCCCAGUCUUCUAUCAAAUCUCCCACGCCACCUGCUUCUCGUAAAGGAUCGGAAGUUUCCCAAACCUCAGGCAAAACACCACCGGCUUCUCGUAAGGACUCUGCAGCUUCGCAGGUCUCUGUAAAAUCACCACCUGCUGGAGUGCAGACAAUUGAUGCAAAGGAACCAGAUCAAAAACCAGACGUGAAGGUAGAUGAGACCCAAGAUUCUGCUAAACCAUCUGCUCCUUCGCAGCCAACUCCUAAACCAACACAGAGUAGCUGUCCUAUUUGCAAGGUGGAGCUAAAUAUGGGGUCUGGGAACCCACCUAAUUUUAACAUAUGUACUGAGUGCAAGAAUAAUGUGUGCAGCCAGUGUGGAUUCGACCCCAUGCCUCAUCAGACAAAGGUCAAGGAAUGGCUUUGCCUGAAUUGCCAGGUGCAGCGAACAGUCAGAGCAGCAGAACCACCAACAGAACCACCACCCGCAUCAAAAUCUCCACAGAAACCUUCCGAAAAGGACAAACAAGCUCCACCUUUGGUGCAAGCACCAGCUGAACCCAAACCAAGUGAUCUGUCAACUGCACCUUCCAAAGAAGAAAAUGUCCCAGUCCCACCACCAUCAGGGAAAGACAUCCCAACUCCAGGCACCCCGCAAAAACCAAGCACAGAUGUAAAUCAGCCGAAGGCGACCCCACCAAGUAAAGAUCUCCCCCAGCCCAAGUCUGCACCACAGGAGAAGCCUGCAAAACCUCAGCCAGAAAUGACCAAAGGUACUGCCUCACCAAUCAAGUCUGCUCCACCUCCACAACCUGAAGCUCCGAAGCAAGAAUCUGGCUUCUUUGGGUUUGGAUUUGGUAAAUCUCAACCUACUCCUGCUAAGACUUCUGAUUCUAUGACCGGAAAACUCUUUGGGUUUGGUGGAUUGACUGAAACGGCCAGAUCGCGGUCACCGUCACCACAGUCUGCUGCUAAUGUGUCUGGUAAAGUUUUGGGAUUCGGGUCCUCCUUCCUCAGCUCUGCAUCUAAUCUGAUUUCAUCAGCUGUUCAGGAUGAGCCUGCUUCAUCUCCACCGACCUCUCGCAAAGGUUCAAUGGUAUCCCAGUCGUCUGCAAAGACGUCUACACCACCUACCUCUCGCAAAGGGUCUGCAGCCUCUCAGGUCUCUCUAAAGAUGACUCCUGCAGAGCCCAAAGCUCCUGAAUCCAAAAAGAUAGAUGAAAAGAAGCCGGAUGAGAAAAAGGUAGAACAACCUCAAGUCAAGGCAUUGCCUGUUACUGCAAAGAAAGAAGCUGGGGCAGAGCCUGAGAAAGUGACAGCACCUUCAGCAUCCAAAGCAGCCCCGUCUAGCUGCCCACUCUGUAAAGCAGAACUAAAUGUGGGCUCGAAGGAUCCUCCCAACUACAAUACUUGUACACAGUGCAAGGAGGUGGUCUGCAACCUCUGUGGAUUUAAUCCCAUGCCACACCUUGCAGAGGCUGAGUGGCUGUGUUUGAAUUGCCAGACUCAACGGGCCCUAGCUGGGCAGAUGGGAGAUGUAGGACAAACCUCUACAAUGCCCUCUGUACCUAAAACAGAGCCUGCAGCUGUAUCUAGCAAACAGCAAGUCGAAACAUCAGUGCAUGCUCAGGACAUUAAAAUCAUUCCUGAGCCAGUUAUGACUAAAGUUCUACCUGAAGCACAAGAAAUGCCAGCAAAAGUACCUCUACCUGCAGCUGGUUCUGUUGCCGUUGCUCCUCCUCUUUCUGAAGUUGACAACAAACAACCUGAGGUAAAAACUCUGCAGCCAGUUGAUAAAAAAGAGAAAACAAUCACCCAAAAUGAAGAGGUUAUGGUUCAAGUUGAGAGUACCCCAACUACACCUAGUAAGCUUGAGGGUGCAGUACUGGGUGAUGAGACUGGGACCUUAAAAGUGGACCAACAAGUGGUGGACAUCUUGCCCGUUUCUCCCGAGUCGUACAGCUCAGCUGAAGAAGAACUUCGUGAAAUCAAUAGAGUCAGUGAGGCUUCAUUGAGAGCUGUAUCAGAAAUGGUCAAGGCUGCAGAGAGUAUGAAGCAGCAUCCUGGCUCAGCAGGAUACAGCAGUGAAAGUGAACCAUCACCACAUCUCCAGAGGUUGAGAAAAGUUAGAGUCGCAUCUUCUAGCAGUGAGAGCCCAGAUUCUGGAGAUGAAGAGUUUAUACGAAAACAGCUAAUGCAGAUGAGUGCAGAUGAAGAUCUGUCACCAAAAGAAGAGGAAAACACAAAACAACAGAUUGAAGAAGAACAACUCCAGAUGCCAGUUGAAGCCGAAGGGACAGAACAGAAAAAGGUCGAAAGUAAACCCAAAAGAAUCCUGCAUCUCGAAGAAACUGCUGACAAUCGUCUCAAGUCAUCUCAGGAACAAGACAAAAAUACAGUGUCUGUUUUAAUCUCAAAUGAAAAUGAACAGGAUGAAACCACAGACCUUAACAGGACUGCAGCCAUUUCUGCACAACAUCAAAUUCCUUUGGAACAGAUGACAGAAGAGGAGAAUUUAAUGGAGGACUCUGAGGAGAAGUCUAAAGGUGAUGGGUCUUCAAGUAUGCAAGUAUCCAGCAUCACAGCAGGAACUGCAUCGCCUACAUCUGCUUCAUCAUUUGAUGAAGAAAGUGAUGUCAGUCCAAGUCACAAGAAGACAAGUCUAAAAGACAAGCAACAAAUUAAGGUGAAGCAUAGGCAAGGUCAACCCCUUUCGCCAUUAGAAUAUUCCUCUGAAGGGGAAGAGAUGGAGAGGUCCAAGAAGGAUGAACUUCCUGCCCAGGAAAAACGUGACCAAUCACCUAUUAAUCUCUCCACAAUGGUGAACAUAUCUCAAACUGAGGAUGAAUGGCAAGCAUUGGGGAUGGAAGCACAUGCAAUUUCCUCUUUUACUAAUAUCUCACCAAGUUUUGAAUCUGAGCCAGAGAAUGCUUACGCUCAUUUGCUUCCAGACGAGAAGCCGUUAAAGAGUGCAGAGGAGGCAUACGAAAGAAUGAUGGAGAAAGCCGAAGCACUCAAAGCUAUGACAAAGAAGAUCACUCCACCUGAGAUAGAGCCACUCUAUGGAGGCAUGCUGAUAGAGGACUAUGCUUAUGAGACACUAGUGGAAGAACCAGCACAGGCUACAGCAGCUGGAGGCAGCAUUCCCGAGGAUUAUUAUCUGAGGGAAGUAACUGUACAAGAGACAGCAAGAAAGCUUAGAACACCGGAGGAAGUCUUUGAAGAGAUGCAAAAGAAGAGAGAGCUCAUGCUUAAGGGACAAACCGACACUUCAGAACAUGCUGUUACUGAGACUUGCUACGUGACUAUGUCAGGAUAUGCUGAAUCCCAGGUGCCUGCUGCAGAAGAACCACCGAGAAUGCAAUCGGAAGUUCUGACACCUGGUACAAGUUCUUCACAAUCAACUCCUUUGUCUCCAGUAUCCCCUAUAUCCUCUUCUGAGCCUUCAUAUGAUUCUGCAGAGGUUAUACAAGUUCCCUCGAGUGGUGAGGAGGACAAUGUGAAGGCUGAAUAUGCAAUUGAACCUAUUGAAUCUGCUACUCAACCUCCUCGAGACUUGCCAGAGCAGAAAGCUCUUUUCCCUAUCCCUGAUCUAAAAAUUACACAGUGUUCUUCUGGAGAAGAAGAAGCUGAGGAGGAAUAUGGCACCACUCAAUUACAUGGAAUGCCUGAGUCAACUGACACUGCUACAGAGGUUUCAGAACAGGCCCAGUUAGUAGAGACUGAACCCAUAUCUGUUGUGUGUGAGGUUCCUCAAUCGAAACCUGUAUCAGUUCAAGAUUCAACUCCAUCUCCACAGUCAUCUCCAGAGUCAGGAAGGCCCUCACCUCGAGAUCAGACUCCAGAGCCGGGUUGCACUCCAGUUGUAAUUCUAAUGCCUGAUUUAGUUUCUGAGCCUGCUCCCCAAAUCUCAGUGGUGAAGGCUCAUCCAGUCACAGGUUCUCAUGAAGAACAAGUCAUGGAAGUGGCACCAGCUCAGACCUCUGAGCCUCUAACUGAAGUUUCUGUUUCUAAACAGAAACCACUACCACCCAAACCAACUCCUGCAUCAGUGUCAGUUGAAGAGUCUGUUAGUAGACCACCAUUAGCUCCAAAAGCAGCCCCAGCUUCUAUGCCAGCUGAGGUUCCCAUGCGUAAACCCCCAUUAGCUCCAAAACCACCCCUGCCUUCAAAACCAACUUCAAAGCCAUUACCUGUCUCCGAAGCCAUCAUAGUAAAGAUACCAGAUGGAGUAUUACCACCUGUGCUGGAUUCGGGCUUGGAACAUACUCCUCCUCCUAUUUAUACAUCAUCCACAGAUUCAUCACAUGAGCAAAUGCCUUUUACAGUUGCAACUCAAGCAUCUGUGGAUACUGUGGUCCCUGCAGUGCAUGCUGUGCCAGCUUCCUCAACCACUUUAGAACAAGUUCCAUGUGUAACCUCGGUUCCUGUUGUGCAAAUGCCUGAUGCUGUAUCUCCUGUUUCAGAGUAUCCCCAGUCUUUAGUGUCAACUUCAACUCCUGCAAUUGCAUCUCCUGCCUCUGUUUCAGUUUCAAAGCCUGCUGCAGUGAUUGUCCAAAUGCCAGACUUAGUUACUUUACCUUCCCAAUCCCCAAAUCAAACUGUGAAUGAAGUGCCUAUUCCACCACCUACUCCUAUUCUGGCAGCAGCCUCAUCAGUAGAGCAAGCCCUUGUUUCUGCUCCAGAAUCUUUCCCAGCACCCCCUCUCACUGAAGCCCAAAGCAUAUAUAUUCCAGUCCAAGUUCCAAUUCCUACUUCAUCUACAUCUAUGGCACAUGGUUCUGUUUGUCCUCCAAUAUCAGAACCAACAAGACCAACUACACACUAUGAGCCAUCUGCUCCAUUACAAUUUGUUCCACCUACUGUUCCUACUUUAGGCAGAACAGUUAUGCCCACAGAUAUAUCAGACCAUAUUCCUUCUACAGACCGCUCACAACCAGCAACAGUUUAUGCACCACCUGUUGCACCUCCUGUAGUUGAACAAACCGGAAUACCUGCUUUACCUUCUCAGCCCAUUCAAUCAGUUGUUCUGGACAUACAGCCAAGGCUAGAGACUAUUCAACCAACAGUUGUUGCCUCUGAGGAAAUAACUACAUCACAGUCUCAAAUUGUGACUCCUAUUCCCACUGUGCAGAGACAAGAUAAUUUUGUUGUGAUGAAACCAAAUAUGUCUGUGAUGAAUCAAUCAAUGCAAGAAAUUGUUUCCAAAGCAGAAGAGGGCAGACAUUAUCCUUAUGCAGCGAGUGUGUCGCCUGUGAUCAGAACAGAUGCAAGUCAAUUUGUGUCAAGUGUGGGACUGACAGGUGGCCAGGCUGAUGAAUCAACUUUGGUUUCAAAUAAACCUGAGCCUCAAGUGACAACUGUCACUUGUCAGCAGAAAGCUGAAAGAGCGGAACGACCCAUUAUUGAAUUUCCACCACCACCUGCAGCUUCACCACCAGAUCUGCCACCUGAUACUUUGCCGCAUCCAGCUGUUAGCCAAUAUUCAGUUCCCAUUAUUUCAAGUGUUGUGAAGACUGCUCCUCGUGAGUCUGUUGUAGGCAAGGCUAGCACUCUGCCAAGGGCAGCAGUACAUAAGCCACCACCUCCAGUCCCACCCAAACCAGUAUGUAUACCAACUGGUUUAACAUUCAGCAGAUCAAGAGAAAGUGUAAAACCACCAGUUCCUGAACCCACAGUUGUUCAAGCAGGUCGUGCUGCAACAUUACCAAGAACAAGAGAACCACCCAAUGCCCUUUCACUCACGUUGGCUGCUCCUGUUGACAGUAAACACAGCAUUACAUCACCGAAAUCUCCUUUGUCACCUCGCUUUGCUAAAACUCUUGAGACAUAUGUGGUCAUAACAUUACCAUCAGAACCAGGAUCACCAGUGGAAGGCAUUACUACUCAAGCUCCAAUACGGACAUCUUCUCUACCGGCUUCUAAGCAACAUUUUCCUCCUGUUGCACCAAGAGUGUUUUCCCCAUCAACAGUAUCUGCACCAAUAUCUGUGGUUCUAGCACCAGUAGUAGCUGCACCACCAAAAGUAGUCACAGCUCCAGUUAUGGCAGCACCUCCUACAACGAUGCCAGUACAAACUGUGGCUCCCUCACCAGUAGUUACCACUGACACAACAUUGGCUACUGUUUCUACAACAAUCUCAUUGCCAGAUGCACCAAGGCCACUUGAGAUUACUCCAAUACAAACUUCAGUUUGUGUACCAGCACUGUCUUCUGUGCCCCAUCCCACAGUGAUAGUUGGGCCACCAAGCAUGAAGGAAACAGUAAUUUAUUCUGCACCACCUGUGACCACAGUGGAAUACACUGCACCAAUAGUAGUUUCAACACCACCUGUAACUUCACCACGUCCGGUAUUUGUAGAACCAUCAAUGUCCUCAAUGGAAUACACUGCACCAAUAGUACUUUCAACACCACCCGUAACUUCACCACGUUCGGUAUUUGUAGAACCACCCAUGUCCACAAUGGAAUACACUGCACCAAUAGUACUUUCAACACCACCCGUAACUUCACCACGUCCGGUAUUUACAGAACCACCCAUUUCCGCAAUGGAAUACACUGCACCAAUAGUACUUUCAACACCACCUGUAACUUCACCACAUCCAGUAUUUGCAACACCACCGGUUUCCACAAUGGACUACACUGCACCAAUAGUAGUUUCAGCACCACCUGUAAUUUCACCACAGACGUUAUAUGCAGCACCACCUGUGACCACAAUGGAAUGCACUGAGCCAAUUGCAGUUUCAGCACCAACUGUAACUUCACCACAGACUUUAUUUCCAGCACCACCUGUGGCUGAAGUACUAUCUGUCUUCACAGAACCAACAAUACGUGAUACUCCACCAGUAAUCCCAGCACAAGCCACCAUUGCUUCAGAAUCAUUGCUGACUCAAUCAGACCUUGCAGGAUCUUUUACCCCAGUACCUGCAAUGGAACCAACAGCUCCUUACGAUAUGAGGCAAGAGCUUGAACAGCAAUACAUGCAAACAGUUUGUCCUGCUCCUAUAACCAUUACCCAAAUCCCAUUAUCAACAGAUCGUCAAGAUACACAAGGUUUGGAUAUGGAGGAGGUACUGAUUAUAUCAGCUUCAGAAGAGGCAAUGGCUGCAAUAGUUCCAACAUCAAUCGCAGUAACUGAGAUACAACAGCAUCAAACAUUUUACGAAGCACAGCAAGAGGUGCCACCAGUUUAUACUGCAACAGCUAUUCCAACUCCACCAGUUACAUUCACUCAGUUCACAAAGUCAGUCGAGAGCCAAGAAAUAAGAAGACCUGAUAAAGUUAGGGCAAGUAUGAGCCAAGUGUACUCUGCAAUUUCAACAACUGAACAGCGUCCUGAUGCAUUACCGAGCCUUGUGACCCAAGUCGUUACAACCGAAGUACAGAGAAUGACUACUGUGUCAGUUGUCCAAGAAAUAAUACCCCUAGAACCUGUGUCAGAACCUGUUGGUGUGGCGGUUAUAGUCCAGCCAGAAAUGCCACAAGCACAAACAAAGCCUAUACAAAAUGGAAAGACACACUAUCCUGGUGAUGUCAUAGAUCUCACAACAUUAAAGGCCAGUGUUACAAUGACUGACAAAGGAAUGGAUCUGACAGCACCUGAAUCAAAUCGACAGUCCUUCUCAAGUGAUACAAGUGGCCGACAGAGAACUGCUGUGCAGCCAGAAAUUGUAAACCUAAGUGCUGAGAUAACUCCAGCUACAACACUCUCUGUUGUGACAGAUAGUAUCACUAUUGUUACCUGUACUGCUACAAUUGCGUACAAUAAUAACGUAGUUGAUAAGCCCCUUAACUUAGAAAGCGCCACUUUAGUGCCUCUGCCACUUACAACAUACAAACCAUUUGAGCCACUGGCUCAAAUAGUCUACAGACCAGUAAAUUCACAACCAAAACCACCUGCACCCACCGCAGAGACCGCCAUCCCCAUAAAUCUGUCUUAUUGCACUGCAGAAACAACAGCACCUUCAUUGCAACCUGUCACAGUGUCACCUUUACCCAGUACAGUGAUUGGUGCUAAAGCUAAUGUACCUAUUCAUACUGAACCGUCAGCUGUUGGAGCUAUAGAUCUCACAACAUCAAAGCCAAUGAAAGCCAUAGUGGCUCUGUCUUCAUCUUCUGGGGUGGUUACAACUGUUGUUGAGGAGGAUGUAGUGCCUGUAGAUCUGACAGCAGGGAGACGUGCAGUGUGCUGUGAUGUCCUCUAUAGGCUUCCAUUCACAGGAAACUGCAGAACACAGCCUCCAGUCACCACACAACCAGACAACCGAAUUGGAUUUGAAGAUGAUCACUAUCAGUAUGAUAAUGCCACAACCCUUGGAAUUGAAGACCUCAGUAAAAUCAAGGCCUCUGUGUCCCUCAUGGAACCCGAAUUGCUUCGUUAUGAGAACAAGAAUGGGUUUGUCUACCAGAAUGGGGCAUCAGAUGGGGCAAUUGAUUUGACCUCAGCAAAAAUGUCAACAGAUGAAGCCCUGGACUACUCAAAGAAAGGCACGUUGUUGCUUUCUGGAAUAACUACCACCCAGGAAGCAUCCUUUGGACCCAACAGUGUACUAAGAUCAUCAAAUGGUGUUGUGUACUCGUGUGUUUCUGCACCCGUUCCACCCACAUAUGCAAUUACGACUCAACCAGGCUCAAUAUUCAGUACAACAUAUGACACUCUCAGCAAUAUAACAGAGCCAUUUACCACACUUCAGAACCAGCCCUCGCCGUACGAGUUUAUACACCCCACUGGACCCGACCAGUCAAUAUUCUUGGAGCCUGAUCCAACCAAGGACAUCCUGCCUUCUGCGCUAGCCAACCUGCUUCCUUCACUUACAGCCUUCCCAGAACUCUACUCCGAUGCCACACUUGAGGCCUUGGCAGCCUCACUUGAUGUCCUGGUAUCUCCGAACUUCCCUGCUUAUGAUGAUGGUAAGAGCCAGCAGUACCAGGCCGAACAUGAGUUUUUGCAGUUAGAGAAGCUGAAGCAGCUAUGUCUUGCUGAGGAACUUGAAUGGGAGCGACAGGAGAUACAGCGCUACCGUGAGCAGGAGCAAAUCAUUGUCCAAAAGGAAUUGGAGGAACUACAGAGCAUGAAACAGCAACUCUUAAUGCAACAGGAAGAAGAACGCAAGGCCCAUUAUAUUCUUCAACAGGAGACAUUCGCCCAGCAGCAACUACAGCUCGAGCAAAUCCACCAGCUACAGCAGCAGCUACAACAGCAGUUAGUGGAACAGAAAGUAUAUCCCUAUGGGUUUGAAACAAAUGAAGAGAUGUCUAAAACCACUGGCUCAGGUAUCAUUUUGGAUACCCAUUAUACUAAAGGUGAUAAUGGCCAGUACUGGCCAGUGAAGGAUGAAAACUCCACAUCAUCAGUAACUGGCGAGGAUUGGUACACUGCUUCCACUGGUGGUUCAACAUUGCCUAAAUCAGAAGGUAUUCUCAAAGAUCCAGAAAGUUCCAAAAAGCUAUUGCAAGCCAAUGAACAAAGUGUAGGGAUAAUUGAUAGGAAAGUACCAGAAAGUGGCAUCCAGACAGAUGAAGAGGAAGAGAUGGAAAAACCUUACUCUGGCCGGAGGCGGCGUAGUAGGAGAAGCGUCGACAGUUGUGUCCAAACCGAUGAUGAGGACCAGGAUGAAUGGGAUGUCCCAGUUAGGAGCAGGCGCAGGUCUCGUUCAAGCAGAUACACCGAUGGGGAACGAGGCAAAGGCUCCAAAGUAUCCAGCAUCGCAGUCCAAACUGUGGCUGAGAUCUCAGUUCAGACAGAUCAUUCUGGAACCAUUAAGAGGUCCCCAGUAAGAGCUCAAUUCGAUACCACCGUAGACCUACACAGAGGAGGCCACACUGAAAGUGACUCAGAUGUCACAUGCGACAGAGACAAGAGACAUUCAGGUCCCAUUGAAAUUGGUGUUACCACACAUCUAACAGCAGAUGGUGUUGGGAUCUCCACAUCAAUGCCCAGGUCUCCCAAGGUGUUGUAUUCCCCAAUCUCACCUGUGUCUCCAGGAAAGGGUUCACAGAAGAUGUUAACAGCUGAACCAUCAAGACAUCCUAGUAGUCCAAGAUCUCUGAAGGCCUCCCAGCGAUCUCUGUCUGAUCCCAAAUCUCUGAGUCCUACUACUGAUGACCGAAUCAUGUACCAGUAUUCGGAUGCCUAUUCCAGCAAGGGCUCACAGAGUGGGACCCCUCUUGGCUCACAGAAGAAAGUAAAGCGUACACUUCCUCACCCACCACCAGAAGAGGAUAACAUUAUUGGCCCGUCUGGAUAUAGUACUGGUUCUGCCCGAAGAAGAAUGUGCAGGAACACCACCAUGGCUCGAGCAAAAAUCCUGCAAGACAUAGACAAAGAACUGGACUUGGUUGAGAGGGAGUCUUCCAAACUCCGCAAGAAGCAAGCUGAGCUGGAUGAAGAAGAGAAAGAGAUAGACGCCAAACUGAGGUAUCUUGAGAUGGGCAUCAAUCGAAGGAAGGAUGCUUUACUGAAAGAAAGGGAGAAGAGGGAGAGGGCUUACUUGCAAGGUGUGGCUGAAGAGCGGGACUAUAUGUCUGAUAGUGAGGUUAGUAACAUCAGAGAGGGACGGGGCAAUGGGCUUGGACUGGAGCGGCCACGAACUGCACCUCAGUCAGAGUUUAACCAGUUCAUUCCACCACAGACUGAAGCUGACUCUCAGUACGCACAACUCGGAAGUCCAUACUCCCAUUAUCAAUACGCCUCCCAAACUGGGACCCCGAGUCACUUUUCUCAGCAGACCUUGUACCAACAGCAGUCCCUUUAUCACCAGCAGGUGCCCUCUUAUCAGUCCCAGUCGAUGUAUUCUUCAGUGCCCUCCCUCAGUCAACAGUCUCAACAAACUGGUUAUGACCAUGCCUCCCAGCUUCUUCUUAUGCAACAGAAAAGUCGCCAGAGUACUCUGUCCGAGUUAGAACCGAAGAUAACCACUAACUACGAAGUCAUCCGCAAUCAGCCUCUACUGAUUGUUCCAUCAUCUACAGACAAUGCAUAUGGGGUCUCACACCUUGGGGGCAAAUAUAGUACCUUAGAUUUGAGAAUGGGUCUGGAGGAAAGAGGCAGUAUGGCCAGCAGUCCCAUGUCCAGUAUUUCAGCAGAAUCGUUCUAUGCAGACAUUGACCAUCACAAUGUCAGGAACUAUGUUAUGAUUGAUGACAUUGGGGAACUGACCAAAGGUUCUACAGGAUUGGCCUCAAACUUUAACAUCCCCGAUAAGGACAUCAGCAAGACUGACAGACUGCUCAGAGCUGCUGAAGUUCGUCGGACAGCAGAUGUCAACGACUUCCUUGGGCCUCUCCAAGCAGCCUCUAGACUGCAUUCAUAUGGUAAGCCUGAUGAGGAUGCAAUGGAGGAGCCAUAUGAGUUGAAGCUUCUCAAGCAGCAAAUCAAGCAAGAGUUCAGGCGAGGCACAGAGAGCCUGGAACAACUCACAGGACUGCCUCAUUAUAUCCAUGCUGAGAGUUUCAGACAUUUCCCAAAAUCAGAGAAAUACAGCAUUGGAAGACUCACUUUAGAAAAACAAGCUGCAAAACAACUUCCCGCCUCAGUCUUGUACCAAAAACAGCUGAAGAAUAAGAGAGCUCUAAUUGACCCCAAAAUUACCAAAUUUUCCCCCAUUCAAGAAAGUAGGGACCUUGAGCCUGAUUACAGUGGUUUCUUGGCCUCCACUGGCUCAGCAGUAACUGGACUUUCCAGCAGGGCAAGGCUCCUACAGGAUGAAAUUACUUUUGGCCUAAGGAAGAACAUAGCUGAGCAGCAGAAAUACCUUGGGUCCUCACUAAGCAGUAACCUAACUCAGUCUCUAAACCUUGGCCAGUCUCUCAACCUCGGCCCAACUUUGAGGGCCUCCCUCCAAGAAGAUGGUACCUAUCCGAGCGGCACCCGUUCAAGACCAUCUUCCAGGCCUUCUUCUGUGUAUGGACUUGACUUGUCAAUCAAAAGAGACCUUUCCAGCUCUUCACUUAGGUUAAAGACAGACGGUGAAGGUAUGGACUCCCAGUUUGGUGUAGCAAGAGCUAAACCAACCAGUCUGCCAAUCAGCCAGAGCAGAGGUCGUAUCCCAAUUGUGGCCCAGAACUCAGAAGAAGAAAGUCCACUGAGCCCAGUUGGGCAACCCAUGGGUAUGGCAAGGGCAGCUGCUGGUCCCCUCCCACCUAUCUCAGCAGAUUCGCGGGACCAGUUUGGUUCCAGUCACUCUUUACCAGAGGUACAGCAGCAUAUGAGAGAAGAAUCACGCACACGUGGCUACGAUCGAGAUAUAGCCUUCAUUAUGGACGAUCUGCAGGGAGCCAUGUCAGACAGCGAAGCACUAAAUGACCCCCUGAUGGUUUUGCACAGAAGUGACCCCAGGCUCUAUCAUGAGAGUGUCAGACACGCACGAGGUCCUAGCUGGAAAGUAGAAGCCUACCAUCUGCAGCAUGAAGAGACUGACUGGUUUGAUAAACCUCGUGAGGGUCGCGGUGGACCACACGCCGUACAGGACAGAAGACAGAUGAAAGCCAUGCAUUAUCCUUUCCCUCACACUCGCAUCAAACUGCUGAGGGAUCCUAAAGACCAGAGUGUUUCAGGGGGUGGUCUGGGGAUCCGAGUGGUGGGAGGAAAGGAGAUUCCAGGAACAAAUGGAGAGAUUGGCGCCUACAUCGCUAAAGUGUCAGCCGGAGGCACUGCUGAGCGGACAGGGAAGGUUGUGGAAGGAAUGCAGGUCCUGGAGUGGAAUGGAAUCUAUCUGAUGGGAAAGACCUAUGAGGAAGUGCAGAGCAUCCUGGGUCAGCAGCAGAGUGGAGACGCAGAGAUAUGUGUUCGCCUAGACCUGAACAUGCUCUCAGACUCGGAGCAUCCGCAGCAGCUGGAGCUGCAGUCUCAGAUAAAGGCCGCUGAUCGUCAGCGCUCUCCUGGUGUAGACCCUAAUCAGUUGGCUGCGGAGCUGCAGAAGGUGUCUCAGCAGCAGGCCCCUGCCUCUGUUCUGGCUGCCCUGGAGAAAGCCGGACACCUGCAUUCCGCCACCGGGUCCGCCGCGUCCAGCGCAGUACCCAGCCCCGGCCAGCCCGGCUCCCCCUCCGUCAACAAGAAACGCCACAGCAGCAAGUCUGCAGAGGCUCUGAAACCACAGCCGCAUCCAAUCACUGGUGAAAUGCAACUCCAAAUCAACUACGACAAGAAUAUGGGUAAUUUGAUCGUUCACGUCCUACAAGCAAGAAACCUCGCCCCCAGAGACAAUAACGGAUAUUCAGAUCCUUUCGUCAAGGUGUAUCUGCUGCCAGGGAGGAGCCAAGUCAUGGUUGUCCAGAACGCAAGUGCUGAGAACAAGAGAAGGACUAAAUAUGUACAGAAGACCCAAAACCCUGAAUGGAACCAGACCGUCAUCUAUAAAAACAUCCACUUGGAACAGCUGAAGAGGAAAACCCUGGAGGUGACAGUGUGGGAUUAUGACAGAUACUCUACCAACGAUUUCCUGGGUGAAGUGCUGAUUGACCUGUCGAACACAGCAAUGCUGGAUAACAUGCCUCGCUGGCACCCCCUAAAGGAGCAAAGUGAAAGCAUCCAUCAUGGCAGAGGUCAGCCCCCACAGGGCGGUGGAGGAGGACCUGGAGGCCAGGGAGGUCAGGGAGGCCAGGGUGGUCAAGGAGGUCCUGGGGGAUUGGGUGGGCCUGGAGGUACAGGAGGACAACCAGGCAACGACCAGUCUCCCAAGUCCUCCGUCAUCAAGAGCCGAAGCCACGGCAUCUUCCCUGACCCUGCUAAAGACACUCAGGUCCCCACCAUAGAGAAGUCCCACAGCAGCCCCGGCAGCUCCAAGUCCUCCUCCGAGGGUCACCUGCGCUCCCACGGCCCCUCCCGCAGCCAGAGCAAAAGCAGCGUCACACAGGCUCACCUGGAGGAGGCCGGCAACGCCAUCGCUGCGGCCGAGGCAGCGGUGCAGCAGUCCCGCCUCCAGCCAAACAGAGCAGGACACAGGCUGAAUGAAGGAGACGGCUAUACUCUGGACAGUGAGGAUGGAACAGGCACUAAUGCAGUGGACAGCGCUAUCUUUCAGGUCCCUCAGCUGAAGGCCAUUCCGAACGGCUUGGAUAAGAGAGGGUCUGAUCCUAUGAACAGCCUGCCUGACUCUGAAAAUAAGAACCAGAUGAUGGGGGAGAUCAAGGUGGCUCUGAAGAAGGAGAUGAAGACUGAAGGAGAGCAGCUGGUCCUCGAGAUCCUCCAGUGCAGAAACAUCACCUACAAGUUCAAAUCACCGGACCAUCUGCCUGACUUGUACGUGAAGCUGUAUGUGGUUAACGUGGCGACGCAGAAGCGGAUCAUUAAGAAAAAGACCCGGGUGUGCCGCCAUGACAGAGAGCCGUCCUUCAACGAGACGUUCCGCUUCAGCCUCAACCCGGCUGGUCACUCCAUUCAGCUGUUCCUGGUGUCCAACGGAGGAAAGUUCAUGAAGAAGACGCUGAUCGGCGAAGCCUACAUCUGGCUGGACACAGUGGACAUGAGGAAACGAGCGGUGAGCUGGCACAAGCUGGUGGCCAGCUCUCCUCACACCCAACCCUGAGCUCCACAACCCAGUGCUGCCCUCAGGGCAUGAAGAUAUAUUGAGCUACAGGUGUCCUCCACACUAAUAGCCAGGCUUAUAAUGCAGAAAGUAAUUAUGAUGAAACAAAAUGUUUCAGUAAAUACUUAAGCUUGUAUUGACAACCUAUGAAAAGUACUACAAAUCUUUUUUUUCUGAAAUUCAGAGCACAAAAUUGCUCACAAAAAAAAAAAGAUCACAUAUUUACCUCCCAAAUGUCUUGGCCAAAGCCGUCACCCUAUGACAAUACCUGCUGAUACACUCAUGUAAAAAAAUAAAGAUAGAAUUUUAGAUGUGCUUUACAUUACAGAUGAUCUAACAUGAUCUUUCAGCAAGUCUAUCACUAUCCAUUCUAGUCCUUACAUCAUAUUUUGUUAUAUAUUUGUCAAAUGUGUUUUUGGCAUUGGUUUAACAUCAUUAACGCAAUGUCCACACAGCAUCGUACAGAACAGAUAGCGUCUUUUCUACGCUAAAAACAGGAAAGAUGCUUUUUUUCUUUUCGUAACAAUCAAUGUAAGACAAUACAUUAUGUACAGCCAAUGUACAGAGUCUUUAUAUGUAGAUGGUUGUGCAGAUCUGAAUAUAUACAGAGAUAUUAGUAGCAGAGUCUGUGACUUUUUCAGAGAAUCUAGUCUCCUCUUUCACCCUCGAUCCACUCUAUAUUUUCUAUAUUAUGAAAUAGAUCAUAUCAGAUUAUGUAAAAGAUAAGACAAUCCUAACUCAGAUGUAGUGACUGUAUCAAUUGGUGAAUUCAGUGUGAACCUCGAGCAUAGCUCCAUCAAGCACACGUGCGCCGUGAUCCUCAGUCUUUGGUAUCCCAACCCGAGUGACCCGUCCUCAAUUCCUCAGACUGUUCAUUCAAAGAUUUUGUGCAGUAUUUCUUUGAGUCUGAGGAUCUCGAUAUCAUCAUUAAUAUAUCAUCAACUCUUCACAUGGACUCGGUUCUCACAAGCAGCUGCGAUGACGGAAUGAAAACUUCGGCUAAACCACAGAUAGUUGGUGAACUAUCCGAAGUGAAAAUCUUUCCUGGGUAUUUUUUGACGUCAUGUUUUGAACACGUCUAUUCGUUCGAGACCUUCAACUAACGUAACUCUAGUUGUUGGAAAAAAAAGUCCUGCGUCCUCAAAAAUGGUUGGUUUUCCAUGAGGCCGCAGAGACGCCUACUCGGAGAUUUAAAUGCACAGUAUGAUUGUAUGUGACCAUAUUUUUACGUUUUUUUUUUUUUUUAAGCAUCUUGGAGUAAUUGUCAUGUAAAUGUUCCGAUGUCGUCAGUCUUGUUCUCUGUUUUGUGAUAAAGUUCUGUGUUCAGACGAAAAUAUGCAACGAAGAAAAAAAAAUACGAGACAAAAAAAAAAAUGAAAUAAAACAAGAUGCAGAAUCUCUUCACUUUGACUGGGGGAUGGCGUCCCUCAAGGCUAAGUAAUUGGCCCUAUUGAAAUCUGGUUGCUGUUCGUGUUUAUUUCAAAUGGUGCAAGAUAUCUGUCUAUAAUUGGUGUCACUGCCCAUUUGUGGUGCAGUUUAAUGAUGCAGUUCUAUUUUCCUUUUGUUUGUUUGUUUGUUUGUUUGUUUGGUUGGUUGGUCGUUUGUUUAUUUGUUUGUUUUGCUUAAGGAAUGAUUGUUCGUCGCUGGUCUGUUCAUGUCUGUUUUAUCAGUACCAGAGACUAGUACCAAUGUCCCAAACACAUUCACUGCCACUUUGCCCUGCACCAUAUCAGUGUAAAUGAUGCAUAGCAACACCAGUGCAGUCGUCUGAUGUCCGCGUUGGUCAUCAGAACACCAAACACACCAGACGAUUAACUCAAGCGUCGACCCAGAGCAUCAGUCGUCUUUGGGCUGAAGAUGUGGAGGAGCUAAUUAUGAAAAACUAUAUAGACACACGGAUUUUCUUGAAGCAGCAGUGUUUUCUUCAGUAAAGUCAGUGGAUUUCUUUAUGAUAUCAUAUCAUAUUUAAUACAUUAAUAAUACGUUGUACAUAGUGAUAGUGAGAGUGUACAGAUAUCACGUGUGCGUGAACAAUGACGUCUUCAUGCGGUGAAUAAAGGGUUGUUGUCACAGUGAGAUGAACUAACACGUGCCAACCUAGUGUCCUAACCAAAUCCACUGGUUCAGUUUGGGUAAUUCUAUGCAACAUAAUAAAUUAUGUCUGGAUGCAUUUUUCUUAAUGUGUGUAAAUCGGUGCGAGUUUGUCUGACUAAAUAUGUACCUUAUAAAUAUUAUUUUACUUUUAAUGAACAUAGAUAUUGUAAAAGAUAUAUAUAAAAAAUUUAAUUAUUGUUUUUUUUAUUAUUACUUGCUGUUAUGACAGUAUAUGUUGAGCUCAUGCACUUUAGUUAUAAGACACUGUUCCAAUGUGUUCUGUUUGACUUUCCAUCAUUUUAAAUCCUGUUAUUGCUAUUAAUACAGUGACAUUUGAAAGGUCACGGGAAAAAAGCAGCUCUUCAUCUACACCAAAAGAAGCACUGAAAUACAUUUCAGCCUUGCUGGUGCUCUACAGAUUUAAGGGCCCACUUUUGACGGCCAAUCAAUUCAACACAUUGAAUAUCAUCAGCUCUGUGUCUGUGCGUGUAGCGUCCCGCCGCUAAUGUAGUGUUGUGUAUCUUGUUUUCAAUCAAUGCUGUGUCCCCUUUAAAUAACGACAGAAAUAAUGGCUCCGCCCACAUGGCCGUCGUGUUCUCUCUACGUAGCCUGAUUUGUCAUGCCGUAUUCCUGGGAAAAACGUACAUUAAAGACGAGUCUGAUGUAUUCAGUUGCAGUAAACAGUGUGAAUGUGAUUAACGGAUUAUUUUUGAUUCUGUAAAUACACGAGAUAUUUUCUAUAAGAAGAGGUUUGAAUUAUUUAUUGGUCUGACAUUGAGCAUGUGAGUGCGAUCUCAAGGUCAAAGUCCUGUCUGUACAUAUGUAUUUGUCUAGCUAUGUGAGCAAUUCAUCCAUUCGAUUGACCCAACGAUGACCCAACCUCUCCAAUAAAGAUCAAUGAGUGGCAUUUCUCAGAAUUAAGAAGAUUAAGAGAAAAAAAAAAUAACACACAAAAGGAAUUCUUUUCAACUCCGAUGGUUGUAAAAGAGUUUCUAGGUUUUACAUGGAUGUUGCAUGUUUCGCUAGAUGUUUGUUGAUAUUUUUGCCUCCAGAUUCUGUUUAAAAAGAGGGACGCUGAAUAGAUUUAUCUGAAGAUGUAUGCUGACUGUAAAAAUGCUUGUACAAUGAGUCUUGUUUUUCACUUCGUGUAAAAAUGAGAAAUUUAAUGUUUUUGUGGUUGUCCACAGGAUGUCAUGGAAUUAUGCAAAUUGUGCUGUAGAAAAAAAUAACAACAAUAAAAUGUUUCCCUGAGUCUAAAUAAUAAAUAUUAAAGAAGAGAUUCUAUUCCAA